CCACUCACUGCUGAAUGAGUGAGUUGUCGCACAGAGCAGAUGUUUGAGUAGUUUAAGAGGGAAAUUAAAGCGUGUGACACACUCUUAAUUCUUAAUUCUUUCUGCUGACUUAUGAUCACUGUCAGCAGUCACCUCUGGCCAACAACGAGCUGGGUGUAUGAAGCAAAAGAUAAGUGAAAAACAUGAAGGCGGCAGGAUUUUUUAAUAUUCUAGGAUGUAUUGACUAGGAUGAAGAUUUACGGGCAGCAGACAGACGGCUAUUAUGUCACACAGGAGUUUCACACCACUUAUCUGUGGAUCUCGAGUCUUCCUGCUCCUCCUCCUCCUCGUCCUCAGCUCGUCUCUCCUUUAUUUCAGCCUCUUAGAGCAGACGCUCUUUCAGCCCAAAUAUCACCAAGAUGUUCCUCAGAGGAACAUCAGCAUCCUGCUGUGGCACUGGCCGUUUGGACGCUCCUUCAGGCUCCGUGGAGACAAAUGUCUAGAAAAGUACAACAUCAGCCGUUGUUUCCUCACUGCUAACACCUCCACCUUCUCGUCUGCAGACGUGGUCAUCUUCCAUCACCAGGAGCUGAGCAGAGGCCGCUCCCUGCUGCCUCUGCACCGGGAUCGCCACGCCUCCCAGUAUUGGGUUUGGCUGUCCAUGGAGCCUCCGGUCAACAACUUGAAUGUCUCACAGCUCAACGGCCUCUUCAACUGGACUAUGAGUUACAGACGAGACGCAGACAUAUCUGUCCCUUAUGGAAAGACUGUGUUAGGAGGUGAUGGACGCGCCUUUACAGCGGCUCCAAACCGCUCCUGCCUGGUGGGCUGGGUGGUGAGCAGGUACCAGCCUCAGCAGGCUCGAGCUGCUGUUUACCAGAGUCUAAAGAAGUCCAUCCCCAUACAGGUGUACGGCAGGUGGAACAAGAAACCCCUGUCAAACAAGAAGCUGCUGCCCACCAUCUCAAAGUGCUUUUUUUACCUUUCUUUUGAGAACUCUGAAGCCACUGAUUACAUCAGCGAGAAGCUCUGGAGGAAUGCUUUCCAAGCAGGUGUUGUACCGGUGGUCCUUGGCCCCAGCAGGGCCACCUAUGAGGCCCUGGCGCCCCCUGGUUCUUUCAUCCAUAUUUCUGAUUUCAGGAGCACAGAAGAUCUGGCCGUAUAUCUGAAGCUUGUGGCUGCAGACAGGAAGGCGUAUGAGCAGUACUUUCAGUGGCAUCACACUCACAGAGUAAAGACAUACACUGACUGGAUAGAAAGGCUGUGCCAAAUCUGUGUUCAAUACCCCCAUUUACCAGCAAACAGAGUCUAUGAUGACCUGGAGGGCUGGGUUCAAAGCUGAAGCCUGCUUCAGACCAAAGACACACAACAAGAUGAGUUUAGUUUAACCUGCAGUUCAACAAAAUCCCACUUUUUCCAUUUCCAUCUGAUGUCUUAGGGAGGCUCAAAUUCUGUAUAUUAAAGUUUAUGAAGAUGUACUAACUAAGAUAAAUCCUUCCUUUCAUCCUCUUCAAAAUUGAGCAGCCACUGAGAACACAAUAGAUUUAAAAAAAUGAAACAUAUUAGUUACCAUCAAACAACAGCUAAUGUUAGUAUUUAUCAAUCUUCUAGCUAAUAUUAUCUUUUGCAAGAGAUGGCGGAUGACAUUACAUACUGACAUUGACAUUGAAGUAAUGUUAACUGUGGUUAAACACUGGCUGUUGUCUAACUGUAGCUAAUCAGUGAUCAAAUAUCACUCACACUAUCAUCCGGAAAUCAGAGAGAGAGAGAGUGGAAUGACAUGUGGGAAGGGCCCACUUGGAGGACCACAGUUAACACGCACACUAACCACUGCGCCACCAGUGCCCCAGUGAUCACAUAUGUUUGUAUUACAAAAUAAGUCUGUCAUGGCUCUCUCACUCUGGCAUUCAGCCACUUUUUCGUUAACGGUUUUAUCCGCUCGCUAGAGGCUGAGGGCGAAUGUUAACUACUUUCUGACUGACGUUAAAACAUGCAAAGCUUGUUGAACCUUUUCCUCUUGCAUCAUCCAACACCUUAAUUUACAGUACAGUACUGUAGACCUAAUGUUAACUGUGACAGCUGGUAUAAAUGAGCUAGAAGGGCUCAGCUCUCUCUUUCUUUUAUAUAUUUAUUCUUACAUGAGAAAGGGAACUAUCUGUUGAAUCAGUCAAGAAGCCUUCUGAGGUGAGUGGCAAUAAAUCCUAUCAUCGUUUGGAUGCUUAUUGCUAAAUUUUCCAUAAAGUCCUUGAGUUCAGGGAACAUUGCAACCCUGCAAGCCCACCGCACAGCUCCUCAUACCUUGAACAUAUUAAAUGGUUCAGUUUGUCAGGGUAGUAGUUUGUAUUAUAUAUAAUAUAAUAUAUAACAUAUAUUUGGGUAACCUGAGUGUCUACUGACCCACAAAAUGUAAA
Molecule: messenger RNA, 2390 nt
Organism: Labrus bergylta (ballan wrasse)
Lineage: Eukaryota; Metazoa; Chordata; Actinopteri; Labriformes; Labridae
Product: fucosyltransferase 7
Cellular component (GO): membrane
Molecular function (GO): alpha-(1->3)-fucosyltransferase activity
Source: RefSeq, a predicted model, not a curated record